AUGGAUAACAGUACAUCUAUAAAGUGUUUCCAGAUUGUAGCUUUUUCUGACAGUACAAACAAAACUCCACUUUUCUUUGUAUUUUUCUUCCUUUAUAUAUCUGGUAUACUCGGUAACACAGUCAUUAUUUCAACUGUGAUCAUUGAUGUCCAUCUCCAUACCCCCAUGUACAUCUUUCUCUGUAACUUGUCAUCCGUUGACAUCAUUUUCACAUCAUCCACUCUCCCAAAACUGAUGGACAUUCUGCUCUCAGGAAAUAACUCAAUAUCCUUCAUACAAUGCUUCACACAACUGUACUUCUUCAUGUUGGCAGCUGGCACAGAGGACAUCCUGCUUUCAUGUAUGGCAUAUGAUCGAUAUGUAGCUGUCUGUAAGCCCUUACAUUAUCACCUAAUUAUGAGAAAGAAGAAAUAUGUCAUUCUUUUAAUGGCCACUUGGAUAACUGGAUCUUUAAAUUCCCUAUUUAUGACUCUCUCAAUCUACCAGUUAGACCAGUGUCGCUCUAAUAAAAUCCAAAAUUUCUUCUGUGACAUUAAAGCAUUGGAGAAGAUAUCUUGUAACGACACCGGAUUUCACAUCAUACUCUACAUAGAAACGAUGAUACUUGCUCUCUGUCCAUUUCUGCUCAGCGUAACGUCCUACAUUAAAAUUAUCCAGAGUAUUCUUAAUAUCAAAUCUACGAAUGGUAGAAGAAAAGCCUUCUCCACAUGCACAUCCCAUCUUACCGUCCUUAUUAUUUUCUAUGGCACUGGUCUGUGUAUGUAUAUGAAACCUCCAUUAGAGUAUUUAGAGGAGCAGGACUUAGUAUACUCAGUAUUGUAUACUGCUGCAACUCCCAUGUUGAACCCCCUUAUAUAUAGUCUAAGGAAUAAAGAGGUAAAAGGUGCAUUGACGAGAAUUGUUGGUAAAAGUAGUAACAUCAGAGAUUUCUAA
Pseudophryne corroboree (corroboree frog) is the source of this 933-nucleotide messenger RNA. Its product is annotated as olfactory receptor 1G1-like. The coding region runs from base 1 to 933 and encodes 310 amino acids. The transcript has a single exon. Gene Ontology annotation, biological process: G protein-coupled receptor signaling pathway. NCBI's taxonomy places the organism in Eukaryota, Metazoa, Chordata, Amphibia, Anura, Myobatrachidae. Gene Ontology annotation, molecular function: odorant binding; G protein-coupled receptor activity; olfactory receptor activity. The record is from RefSeq and is a predicted model, not a curated record. Gene Ontology annotation, cellular component: membrane.